Molecule: messenger RNA, 1486 nt
Organism: Diospyros lotus (date-plum)
Lineage: Eukaryota; Viridiplantae; Streptophyta; Magnoliopsida; Ericales; Ebenaceae
Product: (S)-coclaurine N-methyltransferase-like
Exons: 10
Coding region: 290-1192 (300 amino acids)
Biological process (GO): lipid biosynthetic process
Source: RefSeq, a predicted model, not a curated record
UGCUGGCUUCGCUGGAGCGUAACCUGUUGCCCGACGCAGUGAUAAGGAGGCUUACUCGCCUGCUCUUGGCCGCCCGUCUCCGCUCCAGUUACAAAUCCUCCUCUCCCCUUCAGCUCUCUCACCUUCUCCACUUCGCUCACUUGCCUGCUUGCCCCCUUUUUCUUGACUGGUUGGUUGUCUUCAAAGCAAAGAAGACUUUUAGCAGCUAAAUCAUCUCUUGAAAAUUUUAAGUAAAGUCCUUUCCACGGUGGGUUGUUCUCUGAGCAAGUUGAAGGCAUCAGUUUGCAAAAUGGCAAAGCACAAGGAGUGUGCCUUGAGAGAAAUGCCUAUAGCCAUCCACACUGAUAAGCCAAAAUCUCAACAUUAUGAACUGCCUACCUCCUUUUUCAAGCUUGUUCUUGGGAAGCAUCUCAAAUACAGCUGUUGUUACUUCACUAAUGCAUCAAGCACCUUGGAGGACGCUGAGGAAGCAAUGUUAGAGUUGUACUGUGAGAGAGUGGAUCUGAAAGAUGGCCACUCUGUUCUCGAUAUUGGAUGUGGGUGGGGUUCACUUUGUUUAUACAUUGCAAAGAAGUAUACUAAUUGCAAGGUUACGGGGAUCUGCAAUUCAACAACCCAGAAAGCGUAUAUUGAGGAGCAGUGCAGGGAUCUUCAGCUGCAGAAUUUGGACAUCAUUGUUGCUGAUAUUAGCACAUUCGAUAUGGAUGCUUCCUAUGACCGGAUACUUUCCAUUGAAAUGUUUGAGCAUAUGAAGAACUACCAUGAUCUUCUUAAGAAGAUAUCCACGUGGAUGAAACAAGAUAGCCUUCUUUUUGUGCAUCAUUUCUGCCAUAAAGCAUUUGCUUACCACUUUGAGGAUGUCAAUGAUGAUGACUGGAUCACUAGAUACUUCUUCAGCGGAGGUACAAUGCCCUCAGCAAAUCUGCUUCUUUAUUUUCAGGAUAAUGUUUCUAUAGUCAAUCAUUGGCUCGUGAAUGGAAAGCAUUAUGCAAAGACAAGCGAAGAGUGGCUUAAAAGAAUGGACAAAAAUUUGAGUUCCAUAAAGCCAAUAAUAGAGUCAACUUAUGGCAAAGAUUCUGCUGUGAAGUGGACCGUUUACUGGAGAACAUUCUUCAUCGCAGUUGCAGAACUCUUUGGCUACAACAAUGGGGAAGAAUGGAUGGUUGCGCAUCUCCUUUUUAAGAAGAAAUAAAUCCCAUAUGAUGUCAGUUUGUUGGAUUCCAAAUCGAAGCUGAUCAUAUGCCUCCCUUUUACCACCUGGAUUUAUCUGUUUUUCAAGUUUCACGAUCAGUUCUACCAAAUGAUCAAUAAGGGUGGAAGCAAAAUUAGGGGCAUCAGUUAUGUCCUAGUAGCUUCUUGAAAUGCCUUCCAACAACAGUGUAUACUUAUUAGAGAAUUCCACAAUUGCCUUCAUGUUGUAAACAUUAUAUGCCUCAAUGUUUGUUAGUUUUAUCCAUGGAAAAUAAAAAUGUGAAGAUUAUAGCCA